Molecule: messenger RNA, 954 nt
Organism: Myotis daubentonii (Daubenton's bat)
Lineage: Eukaryota; Metazoa; Chordata; Mammalia; Chiroptera; Vespertilionidae
Gene: PHPT1
Product: phosphohistidine phosphatase 1
Biological process (GO): peptidyl-histidine dephosphorylation
Cellular component (GO): cytosol
Molecular function (GO): protein histidine phosphatase activity
Source: RefSeq, a predicted model, not a curated record
AGAGGUACAGAUAGAAGCAUCAGCGAUCAGCGAGGAUCAUUAUCUGCUGCCUCCUGCACACCCGGAACCGGGGCUGGAGCUCGCAACCCGGGCACGUGCCCUGACCGGGACGGAGCCGUGAUCUCUGGCUCAUGGGUCCACGCUCAGCUCCGCCGGCGGGGCCGCCGCUGGUUUUAACCGCCGCCGCCGGGGCUCCGCGUUCCCCUUUAAGCGGGACCCGCGUGGUCCCGGGGCUGCAAGGAGCUGGAUGGCGACGGGCCCGUCGGCGCUGCGGGCGGGCGGCUCGAUUGGCUGAGGCUGAGGGCCGGGCUGGCGGCCCCGCAGGAUUGGCCGCGGCCUCCCAGGGCCCGCCUCCCGCACUGACGCAGCCCCGCGUGCGCAGGGGCAGGGCGGCGGGCCGCAGCGGCGGGCGCGUUCCCGGGAACAUGGCGGCGGCGGACCUCGCCCAGAUCCCCGAUGUGGACAUCGACCCCGACGGCGUCUUCAAGUACGUGCUCAUCCGCGUCAACGUGGCCCCGGCGGGCGAGAGCAAGGAGAUCGUACGCGGCUACAAGUGGGCCGAGUACCACGCUGACAUCUACGACAAGGUGGCGGGCGAGAUGCAGCAGAAAGGCUAUGGCUGCGAGUGCCUGGGCGGCGGGCGGAUCUCGCACCAGAGCCAGGACAAGAAGAUCCACGUGUACGGCUACUCCAUGGGGUUCGGCCGUGCCCAGCACUCCAUCUCCACCGAGAAGAUCAAAGCCAGGUACCCCGACUAUGAAGUGACCUGGGCAGACGAUGGCUACUGAGGCCACCCGCUCAGAACUCUGCCCUUGAAGCCCUCCUGGGGGGCUGGGCUGCCCCCCUGGCACGUGCCACCCUGCCCAGGCUUUGGAGAUGGACGCCAGCCUGGCCCCGGUUCCGGGCUUACCUCACCCACGGGAAUAAAAAGCACUAACCCAGCUGGGCCCCAGA